CCAUGGAGGCUUUGAGAGCGAGCGCCUUGGCUAUGGCGCCGACAACACAGCAGCGCCUCCAGUUGCCCUCGCAGGUAUCCAAGAGGUUCUCAGUGGAUACUGGAUUUUGUGCAAGGACUCGAUUCCAUGAGCAAGCUCUCGAGGGGAGGAAGAGAAUGUCAUCGAUUUCAUGGACGGUAUGUGCUGCUUUAGAUACUGGCAGUCAAUCCGUGACAGAGCUAGAAUUUUACAGUUUGAGGAAGGAUGUAGAGAAUGUGGCCGCUCGCGUUCGCCAGCUCCUCGAUUCGGCAGACCUGGAGCAACAGGAAGCUGUUCUGGCCGACCUGGAGAACCAAGCGAGCGAUCCAGCGUUUUGGGAAGAGCGUUCCAAGGCACAGAAGAUACUCUCCGAGCUCAACGAGAUCAAAGAUCGCGUCAAUCUUUACAAAACUUUUCGAGCCAAGGUUGACGAUGCCCAAUGCAUAGUGGAACUUUUGGAGGAAAUGGAGAGUCCGGACGCUGCUCUGAAACUGGAAGCCGCGGAGACGGUCUCGUGGAUCACCGCGGCGAUGGAUAGGUUCGAGUUAAACAAGCUCCUGUCUGGAACUUAUGACAAAGAAGGAGCUCGGAUCACUAUUACCGCAGGCGCUGGCGGAACCGAUGCGCAGGAUUGGGCUGAGAUGCUUCUAAGGAUGUACCAGCGAUGGGCUACCAGGUCGGGCUUUAAGUCGACUGUGGUGGAGAGUUCUCCUGGCGAGGAAGCUGGGAUCAAAUCGGCCACACUCGAGAUCGACGGGAGAUAUGCGUAUGGUUAUAUCUCCGGAGAGAAAGGCACGCACAGGCUGGUGAGACAAUCGCCUUUCAACUCUAAAGGUCUCCGACAGACGAGCUUUGCAGGAGUGGAAGUGAUGCCUCUGCUGGAAGAGAGCGAGAUCGAGGUGGAGAUACCCGAAGGCGACCUUGAGAUUACAACGUGUAGAUCUGGAGGCAAAGGCGGGCAGAACGUGAACAAGGUCGAGACUGCUGUUCGUGUCACGCACAUUCCAACCGGGAUUGCUCUUCGCUGCUCAGAGGAAAGAAGCCAACUCCAGAACAAGAUAAAAGCAAUCGCGCUGCUCAAAUCCAAGCUCCUGGUGAUUCUCGAGGAGCAAAGGGCUGCCGAGAUCAAAGAGAUUCGAGGGGACGUCGUCAAGGCGGAGUGGGGGCAGCAAAUAAGAAACUACGUCUUCCAUCCUUACAAGCUCGUCAAGGAUUUGAGAACAAACGUGGAGACGUCGGAUAUCAGUGGAAUCAUGGACGGGAAUUUGGAGCCACUUCUCACAGCGUAUCUCAUGUCCAAGCAGUCGAGCUCCUCGCCAGUGCCAGUGUAAGUUACUUGACAUCGUUCCAUAGUUCCAUAGUUAAUACAUUGUAUUCUUUUCUUUGGUAACUACUAUAACACUUUGAUAUGAUAGAGUAUAAGAUUGCU
This is a messenger RNA of Selaginella moellendorffii, 1447 nucleotides long. RefSeq names its product peptide chain release factor PrfB1, chloroplastic. The transcript has 6 exons. Gene Ontology annotation, molecular function: translation release factor activity, codon specific. Gene Ontology annotation, cellular component: cytoplasm. Gene Ontology annotation, biological process: translational termination. NCBI's taxonomy places the organism in Eukaryota, Viridiplantae, Streptophyta, Lycopodiopsida, Selaginellales, Selaginellaceae. The record is from RefSeq and is a predicted model, not a curated record. The coding region runs from base 3 to 1349 and encodes 448 amino acids.